AAGCUAUCUCAUACUAUUGCCACUUCUACUCUUCUUCUCUGUCAAUUUUCAUCUACAGAUUUUCUUUUCUCCACCCAAGUUGAAGUCUUUUAGCUUCUUGAGUGUUCUGUGUGCCUAUUCUUUGGUUUCUUCUGAUGUGUAUGGGGUAGCUUGAGUUAGGAUGGCUUUCUUCAUUCCAAUGAAUGUAUGUCCAUCUGCCAUUUCCUGCUCUAGUCAGAAGAUUCAAGGCUCUGAUGAAUACAAACUACAAUCAUGGAGUUCUGGUAUCUUAUCAUCUAAAGGAGAAGCAACUCGUCGCCAGCUUCUUGCAGUAGGUUUUGCCAGUCCUUUGGUUUCGCUUUUAACAUACAACUGCAGCUUAACGGUGCUACCAGCUUGGGCAGAGGAUCAAGAGAUUCAAGACAAGGAUGAAAGUGUGGUUGGGGCUAUUAAGUCCUUGUUUGAUCCAAACGAGACAACAAAGUCAGGAAAAGUCUUACCAAAGGCUUACUUGAACUCUGUAAGAGAGGUGGUGAAGACAUUGCGCGAAUCAUUAAAGGAAGACCCAAACGACAUGUCUAAGUUCAGACGAACAGCUGAUGCAGCAAAGGAAUCCAUCAGGGGAUACUUGGGUGGAUGGAGAGGACAAAAGUUAGUAGUCAAUGAGGAGUCAUAUGUUAUGCUAGAGAAAGCUAUUAGAUCUUUGGCCAGUUUUUAUUCAAAGGCAGGCCCAUCUGCUGCACUUCCAGAAGAGUUAAAGUCAGAGAUCUUAGAUGAUCUAAACAAAGCAGAAGAAGGAUUGUAACAUGGGGUGGAAAGUCACAGGCACACGGUGUAAUAGUCAAGGUGUAUACAAGUUGGCUCGGACACAACCAUUAUAUAAAAGAGAACAAAAGAAUUGUAUCAUGGUUCUUGAUAUACAUAACAAAAGAGGCCAAUGUAAUAUAUUACCUUCUGUUGCAGUAUGCUCCAUAAGAUCUACUCUUCUUGAUAAACUUACAUUUUAUCAAACUAUUUUUAGUUGCA
This is a messenger RNA of Solanum dulcamara, 1005 nucleotides long. RefSeq names its product photosystem II D1 precursor processing protein PSB27-H2, chloroplastic. Lineage: Eukaryota; Viridiplantae; Streptophyta; Magnoliopsida; Solanales; Solanaceae. The transcript has 4 exons. The coding region runs from base 161 to 784 and encodes 207 amino acids. Gene Ontology annotation, biological process: photosystem II assembly; photosystem II repair. Gene Ontology annotation, cellular component: chloroplast thylakoid lumen; photosystem II. The record is from RefSeq and is a predicted model, not a curated record.